GAAUUAAACGAAUGACUCCAUUAACCUCAUAAGAAUUUGUCGGAGGGUCCAAUGUCCGAGCGGAUUUGGAGGCAGCUAUCGCUCUUGGGGAUCCCGGAUUGAAUCCGGACGGGUCGUUGCCUACAAGAAUUUAUCGGGGAACUAUCUGUUUGCAUAUGUCGACUCUUGUGUCGUGGUGUUACUCACUUUCAUUGUCUAGCCGAAACGACGAUGGACAUUUGAUAAAGAAGAUCGUCUUAAGAGUUUGUGCCAUUAAUGGAGACUAAGAAGAUUUUAUCACGCUCUUAAUGAAUGGUUUGGCUGGGUGAUGAGGGAUAGUGUUUGAUGCAAUUUUCUUUACACUAUUUGUGGCUGUUAAAUUUUCAAAAUCGAUCUAAUAGAUUGGAUCAGGUUGAUCAAUCUGCAGUUAAUGAAGAAAAUCCUAGUGCGAGAAACAAUAAAUUUUAUGUUAACAAAGCAUAUGAUGAUCGAUAUGAUGAUAUCGACCUUGACCAAAAUGAAAUAAAGGAGGCAAAUCAUUCUAAAAGUAGCAAAAAUUAUAAUGAAGAUCAGAAAAACAUAACUAACAACUAUGAAAAUCUUCAUUCUUUAAAUGGUGAAACAGAAACAAAUCAGAUUGAAUUUAAAGCAGAACAGCACAAGUUAAAAAAUCUUCAGAAUGAAACUGAACUUGAUUCUUCAAAUAUUUCUGAAAGUGAAAGGCAUGAAAUUGAUGAAAAUAAUAUUGAGAAUGAUCAAAAUAAAGAGCCUAUGGUUAUUAUUAAUAAGAAUGAAAAUGUUCUCUUAAAAGAUGAAGAUGAAGAUCAAACUGAAAGUGACGAUGACGAUUCAGAAUUUAAAAACAGAAGAUUUUCCCAUAGAGAUUCAUUAACCAGAUUAGCAAGUUUCUCAGAACACGUACAACAUCAGUCAUCAGAUGAUGACGAUAUACCUAUUGAACAAGGUCCUAAAAGAUCAAUAGUUAGUUUUAAUGAUAUUACAGAGUACAUUCCAUAAAAUUAUAAUGUAAUUUAUAUAA
This is a messenger RNA of Centruroides sculpturatus (bark scorpion), 1018 nucleotides long. RefSeq lists its product as uncharacterized. NCBI's taxonomy places the organism in Eukaryota, Metazoa, Arthropoda, Arachnida, Scorpiones, Buthidae. Bases 325 to 996 code for a protein of 223 amino acids. The transcript has 3 exons. The record is from RefSeq and is a predicted model, not a curated record.